Messenger RNA from Hibiscus syriacus, 2238 nucleotides. Its product is annotated as protein tesmin/TSO1-like CXC 2. The transcript has 11 exons. The record is from RefSeq and is a predicted model, not a curated record. Gene Ontology annotation, molecular function: DNA-binding transcription factor activity. Bases 123 to 2030 code for a protein of 635 amino acids. Lineage: Eukaryota; Viridiplantae; Streptophyta; Magnoliopsida; Malvales; Malvaceae.
AGAAAUAAAGAAAGGGAUCGAUUAUUCUGCUGUCUCUCCCCUCUCUCCAGGCUCUGAGCUCUUAAGCUUUCAGUCAACUUUCAAAGAGAGCUGAAGAAGAUGUGUAGGCUUUGAUAAAAAAAAUGGAUACGCCAGAUAAAACCCAUAUCACCCCCACUUCUAAUCUUUCCAAAUUUGAGGAUUCACCUGUCUUUAAAUACAUUGACAGUCUUUCACCUAUUGAGCUAGCUAAGUCCAAGCAAACAGAUAAUGUUUUCAGUUCACUAGCAUUUUUGUCCCCUUCAUCUUUAUUUCCUUCCCCACAAAUUAGUUUCCUUAGGGAAUCCAGGUUUUCAGUUAAAAGGCAUAAUUUCUUGUCACCUUCAACCUCUAAAACCCCCCAGAGUGGUAAUGAAUCUAAUGCUAGUGAGGGAGCUUCAAAAGCUGAUGAACAAUCUGACUUGUAUGAUGAACAUUUGGGAUGUCUCAAGAAUGAUUGUUCAUCCAAAGGAACUAGCAGUAAUCUAGUUACUGACCUAUCAGAUUUAGCAACAGAGUUUCCAAGAACCUUGAAGUAUGAUUGCAGUAGUCCUGAUGGUAACUUUGAGCUUCGUGAUGAGAUACUGAGAAACAAAAGUUUGGAAGUAGCAGGAGAAGAGAGAUCUCCUUUCCAACGCAUUAGGGAUGGAUGGGAAAUGAGGCAGCUCCAUGAAAGAGAUUUGCGCAAAAUAUGCAGAGUUAAGCAGAUUGAAGAAUCAGCAGGAUGCAGCGGGGUAGCAGCUCUUUCUGGUGUUGCUGAUAUGUUGACAAUGAAUUCAUCUAUCAUUCAUGAAAAUACUGAUGGCCAGGAUCAGAGAACAGCAGACUCAGGGACAACCUCUUUUAUAUCAACUAUCAUGCAGUUUCCACUAGAUAAUGCCAAUAAUUUAAGAAAUGCAGAAUCUGGUGAUCCUAGUGGUUCUUGCAAACAAAAUGAAUCAGGAGAUCCAGUAACAGACCCAACACAAAGCAUCCUUUCUACUUGUCUACUGGACAAACUAGUAGUCAGUGAUUCAGGUUUGAAAAAGGAUGGUAAGGAUGAGAACUGCAAUCAGUCCGGCAAUCAGCAGGUUAAUAUUCGAAGGCGCUGUCUGGUGUUUGAGAAAUCACCUGGUUUCGGUUUGCACUUGAAUUCUCUUCCCAACAUCACGAAAGGUCAGAGUCCUCUUAGUAAAUCAACUCUAAGCUCUAUGGACAGGGGUGAGGUUCCCGAUGACACAGGAAAUUCUUCUGAGACACCUGCUACCUUUGGUGCCAAUGAGUCUGAUCAUAACAGUCCUGAAAAGAAGAGGCAAAAGUUCAAACUUGUCGAGGAGCGUGCUGUAUGCAAGCGAUGUAACUGUAAGAGAUCAAAAUGCUUAAAGCUUUAUUGUGACUGCUUUGCUGCUGGUCUAUACUGUAUUGAGCCUUGUGCAUGUCAAGAUUGCUUCAAUAAGCCAAUUCACGAAAAUGUGGUUUUAGAGACUCGCAGACAGAUUGAAUCUCGCAAUCCACUAGCAUUUACCCCCAAAGUGAUUAGAAGCACAGAUGGUGUUUUGGAUUCCUUGGAUGAAAUUAACAAAACUCCAGCUUCAGCCAGGCAUAAAAGAGGAUGCAACUGUAAAAGAUCAAGUUGCUUAAAGAAAUACUGUGAAUGUUUUCAGGCUGGUGUUGGAUGCUCCCUCGGCUGUAGAUGUGAAGGUUGUAAAAAUAGUUUUGGUUGGAAGGAUGGAGGUUAUGAAUCUGAAUACAACGGGGACAAUUUAGAGGCCCGUGAUAGAAAUGCAUCAGAUAAAAAGUCAGACAUAGUAAUCAGUAAAGGUCAAGAGCAUCCAAAUCUUUCAGUGCUUUCCCCUGAUAUUUCCAGGUUGCCAUUUGCCCAUAGAGGGAAGCUUGCAGCAUUUUUUCCCCAUUCCGUUAAAUCAUCUCUUCAGUUAUGCUUUACUCAAGAACAUGGUUCAUCAGACUCUUUGUCAUGUCAAUCCAGGCUUGAUUCAAAUCUUCAUGGAAUUCCAGAAAAUGAAACUCCUUAGAUUCCCAAACAUAAAGGCUUAACUCUUGUCUCAAAACCAACAUCCCCCAAAUGCAAAAGGGUUUCUUCAACUCCAAAUCAUCCUUGCAUUUCAUCCACUGCAUGGCGUAGUAGGAAGUUGAUUCUAAGAUCCGUCCCUUCUUUUCCAUCACUUGCUCCACCAUGAAAGCUCUCGUAUAUUCGUUUUCUUCCUCAUGCCGAGUUUCCAG